AUGCAACAUGGCCUUAUCAUCCCCCCUCUAUGCCCUCGUCGACCCUCUCCUCCCCCUUAUUCCCCCUCUUCUUCCCCUCGUUCCCCCCUCUCCUUCCCUUUAUUUCCCCCUCUGCUUCCCCUCGUUCCCCCCUCUCCUUCCCCUUAUUUCCCCCUCGGCUUCCCCUCGUUCCCCCCUCUGCUCCCCCUCGUUCCCCCCUCUCUUUUCCCCUUAUUUCACCCUCUGCUCCCCCUCGUUCCUCCCUCUCCUUCCCCUGAUUUCCCCCUCUGCUCCCACUCGUUCCCCCUCUCCUUCCCCUUAUUCCCCCCCUCUGCUUCCCCUCGUUCCCCCCUCUCCUUCCCCUUAUUUCCCCCUCUGCUCACCCUCGUUCCCCCCUCUCUCUCCCCUUAUUUCCCCCUCUGCUUCCCCUCGUUCCCCCCUCUCCUUCCCAUCAUUUCCCCCUCUGCGUCCCCUCGUUCCCCCCUCUCCUUCCCCAAAUUUCCCCCCUCUGCUUCCCCUCGUUCCCCCCUCUUCUUCCCCUUAUUUUCCCCUCUGCUUCCCCUCGUUCCCCCCUCUCCUUCCCUUAUUUUCCCCUCUGCUUCCCCUCGUUCCAACCUCUCCUUCCCUUUUUUCCCCCCUCGUUCCCCCCUCUCCUUCCCCUUAUUUCCCCCUCUGCUUCCCCUCUUUCCCCCCCUCUCCUUCCCCUUAUUUCCCCCUCUGCUUCCCCUUGUUCCCCCCCCAGAUCGCACCUCCAUUUCCUCCCAGGUCGCACCUCCCUUUUCCCCCAGGUCGCACCUCCUCCUCCUAUCUCCUCCCGUCCUCAACCCCAUCUUCCCAUCCCUCCCAACCCCUCUCUCAGCUCAUUCUAUCUCCUCCCUUCCCUCUUCCCCUUCUUUCCCUCAUGUCUCUCCCUCCUUCCCCUCAUUUCCCCCCUCCAUGCCCUCAUUCCCAUCCCUCCUUACCCUCAUUUCACCUUUUUCUUCCCCAUUUCCCCCCUUCUUUCUCUUGGUUUACCCCCUCCCCCCUUUCGCCACUCUCCUCUUUUCCCUGCGUGCUCGGCUGAGUGUGCCGUGCAGGCUGCAGCAGGGCAGCGGGGCGCCAUGGAGGGGAGGACGUGGGCGCCCCGCUACCACACACGCCAUAGGGCGAGUGGAUGCUGGGCACUAUGGCACUCUCAUUCGCCCUGCCACCACACGCGCCACUCAUCCACCCCUCCUUCCCUCCUGCUUGGGCCUCCGACUUGCUGCUGCAGCUGGGGUGACUGCAGGAGCAUGA
Messenger RNA from Closterium sp. Yama58-4, 1254 nucleotides. The record is from the annotation of a GenBank genome assembly. Lineage: Eukaryota; Viridiplantae; Streptophyta; Zygnematophyceae; Desmidiales; Closteriaceae.